This is a messenger RNA of Zingiber officinale, 1189 nucleotides long. RefSeq lists its product as uncharacterized. The record is from RefSeq and is a predicted model, not a curated record. The coding region runs from base 12 to 827 and encodes 271 amino acids. The transcript is spliced from 2 exons. NCBI's taxonomy places the organism in Eukaryota, Viridiplantae, Streptophyta, Magnoliopsida, Zingiberales, Zingiberaceae.
CAAGCAAUGCCAUGCGUGAAGGAAUAAACAAUGGACGCCUGACGAGUGACGGCGUCAUGGAAUUCCGGUGGUCAUCGCCAAUAAAGGGGAGAGAAGUAGUGAGCCUGACGAGAAUCGCAUUCCGAUGGUCGAUCAUUGAUAGUGUAGAAAUGACGUCUUUGCUCUGUCGCAUUAAUAUUUCACCAAUGCACAGUUGUGCAUGGCUGCCGCGGCGACGCAAAUCUUCCCCCGAUCCACUGCCGGAGAUGUUGUUUGCCAGGUGGGCACAAUUGUCUAGCUUUACCUCUUGCGUCACGCCAGAGUCAUCUUUUACCCCCAUAGAAAGGGCGAUGGAGGCCGUUUACGAUAAAAUGAAAGAGGAAGAGGAGCCUUGGAGCAGAGUCGUUGUCACCCCCGAGAAGCUGGAGAAGUGGAUGAGAGACUCCAUUGGAGAGAUCGUGCGGAACAUCAGUGAAGGGCCUUUUCUCAUGCACGUGUUCUCCGACGGCGGCCUGAGGCUGGAGAGGGAAGCGGCGGCGUCGGAGAGGUGGAAGCGGAUCAGGAAGAGGUGGGACGAGGAGCGCCGCGUGCCGGAUGCAGUCGUUCUGAUGAAGGAGCUUCCGGGGGAAGAAGAGGAGGUGGAGGCGGUGGUGCGGAGGACGAAGAGGACGUGGGGGCUGGUGGUGCAGGGGAGGGGGAUGGAUGGUGCCAUCUGCUACAUCCUGGACACCACCCGCGUGCAGUCGUCGGUGGGAUUCUGCACGCACUUCUGCCUCGUGCGGGCGCAAAGCUCCGGCGAGGCCGCCGACGUGCAGCUCACCAACGCAUGGUUGCAGGGAAGGCAGUAAAUUCUCAUAUUGUUGAAGCACUUACUCCUUGCGGGCCAAUAAUUUAAUUUCUUCGGCUCAACUUUCGCCUUUUAUUUACUGUUAAUAUUUUGGGAAAUUGUAUAUAUAUAUCUUGAAUCUAAUGAGACAUAAUUUAGUGAAUGUUUGGUGCAUAUUCAGGUUUAUUGUUUGCCGACGAAAACGAGCUAGUUGUUUCAUUACUGCAAUUUUGGUUUGUGUCUCCGACAAGAACAUUUUCCGGUGGAUGUAAGAGAACAACGAUGAGUGCUUAGCCAUUCCUUGAAACUCGUUUGUUCGAUGUAUCAUAAUUAUUUAUUGUAUCUUAUUUUUUUCAUUUCAAAAAUACUUUUAUUCUAAUACUA